UGGCUUGAGUUUAAAUGUUCUUAAUGUUGUAUCUUUUUUUUUUCCUAGGUGAAUGUUGGAUGUGUACCCAAAAAGGUGAUGUGGAACACAGCCGUCCACUCUGAGUUCAUGCACGAUCAUGGUGACUAUGGCUUUCAAAGUUGUGAGAGUAAAUUCAAUUGGCGUGUGAUAAAGGAGAAGCGCGACGCCUACGUGAGCCGCCUGAACACCAUCUAUCAAAACAACCUCACUAAGUCCAAUAUAGACAUCAUCCAUGGCUACGCAGCAUUCACAAGUGAUCCCCAGCCCACGGUAGAGGUCAAUGGGGAAAAGUACACCGCUCCUCACAUCCUGAUUGCCACGGGCGGCGUGCCCUCGCUGCCCCGUGAGAGCCAGAUCCCUGGUGCAAGCCUAGGCAUAACCAGCGAUGGGUUUUUUCAGCUGGAAGAGUUGCCAAGGCGCAGUGUCAUCGUGGGUGCCGGUUACAUCGCUGUGGAGAUAGCCGGGAUCCUGUCCGCCCUGGGCUCUAAGACAGCGCUCAUGAUACGGCAUGAUAAGGUACUUAGAAAUUUUGAUUCUCUGAUCAGUUCCAAUUGCACGGAGGAGCUCCAGAACGCUGGUGUGGAGGUCCUGAAGUACUCACAGGUCAAGGAAGUUAAAAAAACUUCCACAGGCUUGGAACUCAGCGUGGUUACUGCACUUCCUGGGAGGAAACCCACCUUGACCUCCAUUGCAGAUGUGGACUGCCUGCUCUGGGCCAUUGGGCGGGACCCAAAUUCCAAGGGCUUGAAUUUAGACAAGCUGGGAAUUCAAACUGACGCGAAAGGCCAUAUCAUAGUAGAUGAGUUCCAGAACACCAGUGUCAGAGGCAUCUACGCAGUUGGGGACGUGUGUGGAAAAGCUCUUCUGACGCCAGUUGCAAUAGCUGCUGGCCGGAAACUUGCCCAUAGACUUUUCGAAUGCAAAGAAGAUUCCAAAUUAGACUAUGACAACAUCCCUACUGUGGUCUUCAGUCACCCGCCUAUCGGGACAGUGGGGCUCACUGAAGACGAGGCCGUUCGUAAAUACGGAAAAGACAACGUGAAGAUCUAUUCCACUGCCUUCACCCCAAUGUACCACGCAGUGACCACCAGGAAAACAAAAUGUGUGAUGAAGAUGAUUUGUGCUAAUAAAGAGGAAAAGGUGGUCGGGAUCCAUAUGCAGGGGAUCGGCUGUGAUGAAAUGCUGCAGGGUUUUGCUGUCGCAGUAAAAAUGGGAGCAACAAAGGCCGACUUCGACAACACCGUUGCCAUUCACCCUACCUCUUCAGAAGAGCUGGUCACACUCCGCUGAGAGCCCGGAGACUCGUGCAGCUGGGUUUGGACCAGGACACCUUCUGAGACGAACCACACUAUUGUGUUUACUUCCUGUUCUCGUUUUAUGUAUUUCCUUAUUUUAAUCGGGAUCUUCCAACAGGGGAAAUUUUUGGUAAAGAACAGAACUUACUUAUGUAAUCAGAAAUGUGUUGUUUUAAUUCCACGGUUGAUUUUCAUUUGAUCAGAUCUCAUGACGAUUCAUGUUUUAAAGUCUUUUUAUUAACAGCUCUCUACAAGUUGGCUUUAUGUUGUUCGUGUAGCCUCAUCCCAAAUAUAAAACUGUAUGAAGUGUAAUGAAGUUCAUGUACUGGAAGGAAUAUAGCAUGCUAGUUCUUACAGAGGAAAAUAGGGACAAAGCUUUAUAUUUAAAUAACACAAGAGCAAGAAUCUUUUUAUUUUUUGAAGCCAGUACAGCGCUCUGCAUAUUGCAAAGCUGCUUCAAGGAUGUGACCUUUCUCUCAUCUCCUAUUUUAUUCUUUUUGUUUGUUUUAAAUGGUUAAAAAUUGGUUUAUGUUCCUUUCUUGAGAUGAGGCACAUAAGCUCUGGAGAGAUUUGAGGAGUCCCGUUAACUGUCUGAGAGUCAGUCUGGGAAUGGUUGGUGCUUUCAGAAGGUGGAUUCGAAUACUUCAAAAGUUCCUUUCUCGCUGUGUUCACAGCUCAGCCAGUAACCUUAGCAUUUGUAUCUGUUCCUGUCAUUUUGUUUUCUUCUGACAGAUGUUCCAAAUACUUGCAAAUCACAGCCUUUUCUUCUUAUAAAAUUUGUUGUGAAUUUAAUGCCAGUUUAUGUUCUAAGGAUGUUUUACCUUGGCAAAUCAAACGCCAACACAUGGGGGGGAAGGGUGUCUCUUAAAAAUAAAGACCUGACUUGUAAUAAAAAAAACA
Chinchilla lanigera (long-tailed chinchilla) is the source of this 2216-nucleotide messenger RNA. RefSeq names its product glutathione reductase (gene Gsr). Gene Ontology annotation, molecular function: NADP binding; flavin adenine dinucleotide binding; glutathione-disulfide reductase (NADPH) activity. Gene Ontology annotation, biological process: cell redox homeostasis; glutathione metabolic process; cellular response to oxidative stress. Gene Ontology annotation, cellular component: cytosol; mitochondrion. The record is from RefSeq and is a predicted model, not a curated record. Lineage: Eukaryota; Metazoa; Chordata; Mammalia; Rodentia; Chinchillidae. Bases 79 to 1311 code for a protein of 410 amino acids. The transcript has 12 exons.